CUCCCGCGGAGUGAUUUUGUCAGGACUACACCCAAGCGCUGGUCUCGCCUCAGCUGCAUUCUCUCUUGGUUGGCAAGACCAGAAGAAAGCUUUGACUUGACGAAGCCGGGGGCUUUUUUCCGCUUGUUGGACGCCAUUAACCCACUGACAACUGUCGUAUUCUCCCGCUGCCUUCGUGGUUUGAGAGGGGUCUGUGAACUUAUUUUUUUUUAAAACUUAGACUCGUCCUCAGAAAACAUGUCCUGGCAAAGCUACGUGGAAAACCUGAUGGCCGACGGCUCCUGCCAGGACGCGGCCAUUGUUGGCUACACCGAUUCCAAAUACGUCUGGGCAUCGAGCCCGGGUGGCACAUUUGCUGGCGUUACGACCGACGAAAUUGACGCAAUAAAUGCUGGUGACCGAAAUUGCCUGCUCACCGGCGGGCUAACCUUAGGCAAACAGAAGUGCUCUGUAAUUAGAGAUCAAUUCCAGAGUGACGGUGAUUGGUCAAUGGACAUCCGGACAAAGAGUCAAGGAGGAGGGCCCACGUACAAUGUUGCUGUAUGCAAAGCUGACAGAGUAUUGGUUAUGGUGAUGGGGAAGGAAGGCAUCCACGGUGGGGCGCUCAACAAGAAAACACAUGACAUGGCCAAAUACCUGAGGCAGUCUGGAUACUAAAGCAUCCCGUGCCCAGCCGCCCAUCCACUUGGCUUCUCCCACCCACCCAAUUGCAUUUCACCCCCCCUCCCCAUCCUAGUUAGUAGUUGAAUUUUCUUUUUCUGCCUUCAGUUCUCCUUCCUCCAAUCACCCCCCGCCCCCCUUGUCUUAAGUUGACCCAUCAGAGCAGAUGUACUUCAGCGAGACCAGCAAGAACACUUUCUGAAUUGGCGCCAGUCUUGUCAACAAUGCCUUCUGAGCUCUUCACUCGGCUCACAGCGUCUCCCCCCCCUCCCCCAACGCUAACGUCCUGGAGGGGAGACGUGCACAUGCAUAUCUCUGUCCACUGUCUUCGCUCGUCUCCCCGUAAGGGGGGGGCACGGCAGGGCGGGGGGCGUAUGGACCGGCCAGGUUAACUAUCAUGAAGCAGAUUUGUGAGCGUUGCCGCUGGUAGCAUUACCCCCCCCCCCCCCCCCCCCACCCCCACCUGUCCACCCAAAGCAACGGACAUUCCACGGUUACUGGCUCAGGCACUUAUAGCGUUUUUGUUUGCCAGCUCCUGUAAUAUAAAUAUUGUUUAUGAAAGCUUGCCAUUCAUAUCCCAGCUUUGUUUAGUUUUUCUUUGAUAAUAGGACCAAGUGUAGUGGUAAAAGCCGAGCCCAUUCUCAUCUUCCUGUUAUGCUGCAGGGGAGCUGAGCAGGAACUAGCCUCCGUGUUCGUGCUUUUUUCUUUCACUUCCUCCAUUCAGCUACACUGAAUCUGAAACUCAAAACUGUGGAAUCGAUGGCCUUUUUUUUUUCCUCACCGUGCGCCGAGCCCCGACUCACUUGGCGCCAACCGUAACGUCCAACUGCUAAAAUGUCCCAAGCCGCACUCCUCGAGAUGGGAUUGGUUGGAAAGCGAUGUGUAUCCUGUGCCAUAUUGUUAGCGGUCUUCAUUAGCCACCAUCGGCGUCCCGCCCGCCCCCCUACCCACCCCCACUUGGGUUUAACAAAGCUUCAGCUCUACUCUGCAGGCCUUGAGACGUGUGUACUCAUCAAAUCUGUUUCAAAGUCCUGUUUUGCUGAUUUCUGUUCACUUUCUUUUGUAUCUGGGAUACAGUCUGUCAUGCAUACAAGCGACAACGCCAUAUUGAUUUAUCACCUUGUUUACAGACAGAUCAAAAUAAAUUUAUUCCAACCAGA
Messenger RNA from Doryrhamphus excisus (bluestripe pipefish), 1820 nucleotides. Its product is annotated as profilin-2-like. The record is from RefSeq and is a predicted model, not a curated record. Gene Ontology annotation, biological process: positive regulation of actin filament bundle assembly; actin cytoskeleton organization; regulation of actin filament polymerization. Lineage: Eukaryota; Metazoa; Chordata; Actinopteri; Syngnathiformes; Syngnathidae. Gene Ontology annotation, molecular function: actin binding. Gene Ontology annotation, cellular component: cytoplasm.